Molecule: messenger RNA, 2396 nt
Organism: Fusarium odoratissimum NRRL 54006
Lineage: Eukaryota; Fungi; Ascomycota; Sordariomycetes; Hypocreales; Nectriaceae
Exons: 2
Coding region: 439-2061 (540 amino acids)
Source: RefSeq, a predicted model, not a curated record
GUGUACUGUUUUCACAGACCUGCCAUCGAAUGUCCCAAAUUUUCUUGAAAUAUCACGUAUAUCAAUGACUUGAUCUUUCAGCCUAUUGCCUACCUUAUGAUGAAAAGGAAAUAGAUAACAAGCCGGUUUUGCUUGUAUCCUUAGCGGUUUCGGCAGCCAUUUGAAAUGCAUUGAAUGGCUUCGGCGGGCUCUGUUGUCGAACAGGCUGUGGCCAACACAACCAACAGUUCUUCACAUAUGCACGCAUCUAUGAUGUGAUGGGAGGCCCACCAAAUGACCAGAUUUGGCUAUCCAGAUUAGCCAAAGAUCAAGUUCUCAACAGACCAGGCUGCCGUCGUUUUCCACGCCUCUAAUGCCCAAUUCUAUCCUCCUCCGGUUCCUACAUACUCAAGACUAAUUGAAUGUUCCGGCAACCUACAAACUUUAUCCUAAACCAUAAUGCCGUCGCAUAACGAAAAGCGAGUGCAGGGAGUCAAGGACCUGUCGCCUCACCAGGACACGUCAGAUGCCAUCAACCAAUUGGUGACCUUGCUUCACCAGUACUGUUCCGAGGGCGGUUUCGAUACCUUGAAGGGAGUCGUCGGAGAGAACGAAGAACUCAAGCGAGACAAAGCAAAGCUCCAAACCGCAUACGAUACGAACAUCGAAGCGCUAUCUCGACAUCAAACUGAGUUUGAGAGACAGAAGGUCGAUUUUGAGAAGCAACUAGGCUCCCAAGAGGCACAGAACGAGGCAAUACUCAAAGCAAAACAAGCAGCCGACGAAAGCAUCAAGAAACGCCAAGCUGAAUUGACGGCGCUGCAAGAGAAGCUCGAGAUGCAGUCAUCAUCUGCCAAACAGUUGAUGAAUGAGAUCAAGAAAAAAGAGUCCACGAUUAAUGCUCUCGAAGCUACUAACGCUUCGCAGCAAGAAAAUUUAACGAAAGCAGAGAAAGAGUCGGCAACGUUCCAAAGUGCAAAGGAGUCUAUGCAAAAGCGAGUAGAUGGUCUAACUACGAGCUUAGACGAAGUGCGCGGAAGAUUAACAACGUUUCAUUCUUUCGUGGUCAAGCUUGACAACUUUGAAGCCAGAAGAGGUGAAGUUGGAGAUGCUUUGGAUAGUAUAUUGAGAAACGCGCUCAGCUUCGUGGAAUCGUCCAUUGGCAUCGCUCUAGACGAAGCAUGCCUGACCGACAUAGCAGUAUGGGGAAGGCUUCGAAAUCACGCUUCCAUCCAGCGCACCAUCCCUCUACCUGCUUCUAAUUCUCCAGCCGCUAAACAAAUGAGGGUCGCCGCCGGUCUCAGGAUCUACAGCAUGGCUCUCGCCGAUCAUGUCUUCAAAUCAACGUAUCUCACUCAAAACAGCGAUUUCGAAGAUGUUCUACGGGAUUUGGAGACAGAGGAUCCACUGCAUGAAGCUUUCACGCGUGCCGUCCUGUUGAAGAUCCAGCCAGCAAGGCAAGCUCGAAAUAGAGAAGCUCGUGCCAAGAUGGUCGCUGAUCAAGUUUCUGACGCCAUUGCCGACUUGGUCCCUUCUUCGCAGAAAGAAACUUUGAAAGCACGCCUAUACCAGGUCUCAUUGGAGGCAUGCAAUGCGUGGUUAGUUAUUCAGCAACUAUUGGAGCCAGUCCGCCCAGUCUUCUCUUUGCAUAUGCCUGAGGACUGGGUGCCAUUACCAUCGUCGGUACCCCAACGCAACAGCAAGGCCGGACCAUCCGGCGUCGCUCGGGAACCUUUGGCGACGCGGGCAGAAAACCAGGGUCAACAAACACAACGGCCGAGUGCUGAGUCUCAGCCGAUAGAAAUUGACGACAUCAUGCAAGUUGUUUGGCCAGCAUUUUAUGUUCCAUCUUCUCAACAGGAGGAUGACGUUGGUGACCAAGUUCCAGAACUUGUCCACAGAGGGCAUGUCAUUACACGUUCACAGGGCAGGGAAGCAGAGAUCGAAAUGUCACGUAGAAAUGCGAGAAAGAACGCAAGACAGAACAGUGGAUCUAGCCCUACACAGAAAAAGAGACGAGACUCAGCUGUUUUUUUAUCCAAGGCUUUUCCUGGCGGUAUUGGUACCGAAAAGGUCAAUUAAAUUAGUUCACAGCUGCUAUGUAGCUAAGAACGAUCCUAUACAUACCAGCAUAGUCGUCAGGGCUUUUUCCUUCUUUCCUUCUCCGUCUCUUUUUUUCUAUUCUUAUUUUUCUUUCUUUAAUUUUUCCUUCUCUUAUUCUCUCUUUCUCUCUUUCUUUGUUUUCUUCUCUCUCCUGCAAAGGUUCUCUUUUAACAGAUUGUUUAGUAUGGUCCCCUAUUUCACGUUUAGUGGUACGGUUGUAUUUAGCAGUAGCUGUCACUCAUUUGGCUAUAAUCUACAGAAAGCAAAGUUAUUAAAAACUCAGAUUUGAGAAAGAAUAAUGAUUCUCUUCCGGG